Messenger RNA from Dreissena polymorpha, 3423 nucleotides. Its product is annotated as synapse-associated protein 1-like. Bases 102 to 1187 code for a protein of 361 amino acids. The record is from RefSeq and is a predicted model, not a curated record. Gene Ontology annotation, cellular component: synapse; cytoplasm. The transcript is spliced from 8 exons. NCBI's taxonomy places the organism in Eukaryota, Metazoa, Mollusca, Bivalvia, Myida, Dreissenidae.
GAGAACAAAUAAAACGGAGUAAUGUCAACUUCCGGUUUGAAUUUUCAUCGAUGUUUACAUUUUGUUACGACGUAAUUUGAUAAUAAUUUUUAACAGAGACGAUGUUCUCUAAUGUGACGAAGUGGUUAGGUGUUGUGGACAAUACGGUUGAAGAUGACACUCUUGCUGUCAACGCAGAAGGCGAUGAAAAACCGGUAGAAAACCCGAAAAAGUCAGACGAAGAACCAUCAGAAACGAAAACAAAAGACGCUGGUGAAGAAGCAGAGAACGAUGAUUUGAUAUCACCGCAGACAAAACAAACGCUGGAAGAAGUGUCUGCCAAGGCAAUAAGCACAGCAAAAGAAUGGGGAUCUUAUCUAUAUGGAAUCGGAAAACAGGCUUCAGUUAAAGUCACAGAAAAGGCAAAGGAACUCACAAAGUCAGUGGAGGAAAAAACAUUCCUGGGGGACUUCAGCAAAGAACAGGAGCAGUUUGUGAGUGAGAAGAAAGAGAAGGACAAGAAGUCUGAGGCUGCUGUGCCGCCCUGGGUGGGCUACAAUGAGGAAGAGGCUAUGAAGAAGCAAAUACUGGCUCUGUCACAGGACAAACGCAACUUCCUCAGGAAUCCCCCCAGUGGGAUCCAGUUCCAGUUUGACUUUGACUCUGUAUUUCCGGUUGCAAUGGCAACUCUGCAAGAGGAUCCAAAUCUGCAGAAAAUGAGAUUUGAACUGGUCCCAAAACAAAUAAAGGAGGACAUGUUUUGGAGGAAUUAUUUCUACCGCGUUUCUCUCAUUAAACAGUCCACUCAGCUGACUUCUCUAGCACAGCAAGCUGGCAGUUCUGAUGGAGCUGAGAGAUCUCAAACCUCUUCAAACAGCAGUGAAAACCACGGUGAGCGGUUUUCCCCGAAACCAGUCCAGAAGCAGGAGGAGGUAGAGGAAGUGGUGGCAAGCAGUCCGCAUGAGAAUGAGUUUGUGAGUGACACAUUCCAGGACGAGGGUCACAUCUCUGAGGAGGACCUGAGGAAGGAAAUGGAGAUGCUGGGAAUGGAGGGGGACAAGAAGGAUGAGGGAGAGAAGGUGGGAAUGUGGGAAGCCGAACUGCAACGUGAACUCCAGGAAUACGAGAUGGUGGGGGACGACAUAAAUGACGCCGACCUGGAGAGUGAAAUUCUCAAGCAGAUUGAAGAAGAAUCUGCUGCAACGUAGAACUUUGUCUGCUGAGGUUCAUUGUUGUGAUGUUUUGUUUCUGUUAUAUAUCUGGACAUUUGAUGUUAUUAUUUAUGAGAUGUACCAUAUAUUGGGAUUUCAUCAUUUCAUGUGAUGAUGUCAUACUUGCACUUUUGAAAGGUCAUUACUUUGGUUUGAAGGGUUAUGUUUAUCAAACUUUAUUUGCUGUGACAAGGUUCAGUUUAAAAAGCUAUACACAAUUUUCUACACAGCUUGUAAAGCUUUGGCAAGUAAAUAUAUGUUUAUGAACUUUUAUUUUAAGUUAUUGAUUGAAAGAGCAUCACAUAUUGGAUGUCAGGAUUUGCUGUAUUUUACAAAUACAUUCAUUGACUUAGUAGAGAUUAUCAUAGAAAAUGUAAAAAGAUGUUUUAAAAACAAUAUGGCUUGUGAUGAAUUAUAUUUAUUGAUGUUCCUAUUAUAUUUGUUUCAAAUUCUGAGCAUUGACCUGUGAUCAGUUAAAAGUUAAAAGUGUCUAGACAAAAUAAACCAGGAAAAUGUAAACUUCAUAUGCAAUACCUAAACAUUUUUGUUUUUGUUUUGUACAUUGAACAUGCAUAUGCUAAAACAUAUUAAUUUUAGUUUUGUAGUAUAUCUACUUUUAUAACUAACUUGAAAUUCUAGGGCAAAACAUUGCAAGUGGUGUAGUGCACACUUGACAUUUAUUAGUUGAAUGACCUCUGUAAUUGCUUAUCUUUGAGGCAUGUUAUGAUAUAUGCCAAAACUUCCUUAAAUGUUUUCUAAGUUUUGAUUUUUUUAUACUAAAUUUGUUUUAUAAUGACCUUAAGAUGGCGAAUAAUUAAUAUCCAAUGCUUGUCACAGAUAACUUUGUUCUUAGUUUUAUUAUUGUCUAAUGCUAUGCAGUUUAUGUAUGUGAUUACGAAAGAUACUAAAAAAGCUGAAAUGUUGCAUAUUCAGAAGCAUAUGUGCGAGUUGUGCUUUUUCAUUUAUUUUUAUUUGUUUUUUCAAUAAAAUCAUUUUGAUUGACUGAAUAUGAAUAUCCAGCAUUUAUCUGAUAUGACACUCUUUUCUUAAUUGUUUUAUUGAUCAAAGUGCACCAAGUGUCACUGAUUCUUUUCAAUUGUGACAAAAAAUAUACAAUUCAUAUUUUUACAAAUCAUUAAUAUGGUAUUCAUCAUUAAAUCCACUGUACCGUUUUUCCUGAUAUUCCAUGCAAUAGUGCCUGAUAUUGGAAGGACCAAACCAUUGUAGUGCACGUGUAAACUAAAUAUGUUUAUGUAUGAACCAGCGUGUGUGGAUAGCAUCAUGACUUAAAUCUAUGGAAGUUUGCAUCAUUUUUUAACAACUCUGUGUGUAAAUGAUCCUAUGCUGUACACAAGAUUAAAAGCAUGUGAGCCUUAAAUAUAAGGGUUAAUGCAUGUGUGUAAAUUAUCAUCCCAGAUUAGCCUGGGCAUUCUGCAAGGCUCAUCAGGGAUGACACUUUCCACCUAGACUGGAUUUUUGUUUCCAAAUGAUGUUACAUCGAAAAAUUGUGUAAAAGCGGUAAGUGUUGUCCCUGAUCAGCCUGUUCUGAUAUAUGUAGAGACUCAUUUAUGUUUACAGAAAUUUUCAAAAAAGUUUUUUUUUUCGAUACAAUAAGAAAAAAUAUUAUUUAAAAGUAUAGUUCAAACAUAUAACCUGAUAUGUUUCUCAAAGGUUGAACAAUACAACGAUCACUUUGCUGUUUCUUUUCUUGUUUUAACAGACUGUGUGUUGAUUGUUUUGGCAUUUUCGCUUAUUAUGUCAUUUGCUCUGUCUUUUUAAAGGAACACGAUCUUUUUUAAAGGUGUUUUAGCUGGAAUGUAACAUAAAAUGAGUCUCGUUUUAAGAAUAUGUUGCCUGAUGCUUGUGCGUUAAGUGUUGUCCCAGAUUCGCAUGUGUAGUCGUAACAGGAAUUUAAUGUUUUUAGAAAGUCUCAUCUAAACAGAAAAAAAAAUAUGCAAAAAUGUCGUCCCUGAUUAUCCUGCACAGACUGGGACGACACUUUACGAAAGUGCAUUAAGCCCAGUUUUCCCUUAACAAGGUCUAUAUGGAAUAUAAAUAUUAAGCUUUUGUCAUGUUGUGCUAUUGGUGACAGACCAUAGGGUUUUGUUUCUUUAUUUUGCCUUUUGGUUAGUUACUUAUUUGUAAAUAUUGUGUUAUUGAUUCGUAUUAUCAGUUGGAAUGUAUUGUGGAGAUUUGUUUAUUUCAUAAAACAUUAAAAUAUUUAAUGGUUAAA